Molecule: messenger RNA, 1635 nt
Organism: Meyerozyma guilliermondii ATCC 6260
Lineage: Eukaryota; Fungi; Ascomycota; Pichiomycetes; Serinales; Debaryomycetaceae
Gene: DED81
Product: asparagine--tRNA ligase
Exons: 1
Coding region: 1-1635 (544 amino acids)
Biological process (GO): asparaginyl-tRNA aminoacylation
Cellular component (GO): cytoplasm
Molecular function (GO): ATP binding; nucleic acid binding; asparagine-tRNA ligase activity
Source: RefSeq, a predicted model, not a curated record
AUGUCAGUUUACGUCAACGAGAGAACGGGUGCCGACGCCGAGGGCCACGGAUCUGAGGAGAAGCCGUACCAAACUGCUGCGUAUGCUGUGUUUUCGCAGCCAGAAACAAAGAUUUUUGUGUUCAAAGCUACUGACGACGGAGAAGGGUACGAAGAAAUAUCGGCGUCUGCUUUGAAAAAAGCCAAGAAAGGCGCUGAUGGACUCAGAAAAAAACAGGAGAAGGCCAAGGCUGCCUCGGAGAAACAUAACGAAACAUCAAAAAAACUCGAACUGUUGGAAGUGAUCGACAUAAAAGAGGACCAGUCACUCCCACCGGCAAAAAAAAUCAAAUUGAGAUCCAUAGGCGAAAACAUAGGCUCGCGUGUGGCCGUUCGUGGGUGGAUCCACCGUUUGCGUUUGCAGAAAGGAUUGGGUUUUGUCACGGUGCGUGACGGUACUGGCUAUGUUCAAUGUGUGUUGACGGGAGAUCUCGCCAAGGCCAAGUCGACCCACGAAUUGACGUUGGAAACCUCGAUUUGUAUCAAGGGUGUCAUCAACAAGCUCCCUGAGGGAAAAUCUGCGCCUGGCGGUGUGGAAUUGAAGGCUGACUUUUAUGAGGUUGUGGGCCAAGCUCCAUCUGGCGAAGAGUCGUUUUCCAACAAAGUCCAGGAAAAUGCCGAUCCUUCGUUGUUGUUGGACCAACGUCACUUGACAUUGAGAGGUGAAGCACUCUCUGCCGUCAUGAAGGUGCGCUCGGCCUUCUUGUACGCUAUCAGAAGAUUUUUCGAAGAAGAAGGGCUUUUGGAAGUCACUCCGCCAUGUAUGGUGCAGACACAAGUGGAGGGAGGCUCGACUUUGUUCAAGAUGAACUACUACGGCGAAGACGCUUACCUUACCCAGUCGUCGCAGCUUUACUUGGAAACCUGUUUGCCUUCUUUGGGAGACGUUUUCUGUGUCCAAGAGUCGUUCAGAGCAGAGAAAUCACACACCAGAAGACACUUGUCGGAGUACACACAUAUCGAAGGAGAAUUGGCGUUUAUAGAUUUUGAGGACUUGUUGGUCCAUUUGGAGAAGUUGCUCACCCAAACCGUCAAAUACGUGUUGGAAGACCCUGUCGCCGGACCUUUGAUCAAGCAGCUCAACCCCAACUUUGUGGCUCCCAAGGGCCCAUUCUUGAGAAUGGAAUAUGUCGAUGCCUUGGAAUGGCUCAACGAGCAUGGAAUCCCCAACGAAGACGGUGAAAAGUUCAAGUUUGGAGAUGAUAUUGCCGAGGCUGCGGAGCGUAAAAUGACCGACACCAUCGGAAAACCGAUUUUAUUGAUCAGAUUCCCAGUGGAGAUCAAGUCGUUUUACAUGCAAAAAUGUGCCGACGACCGUCGUGUGACUGAGUCUGUGGACGUUUUGAUGCCCAACGUGGGAGAGAUUCUUGGUGGCUCCAUGAGAAUGUACGACUACGACGAGUUGGUGGCUUCGAUUAAGAAGGAAGGAUUGGAUCUUGAUUCCUACUACUGGUUUACGGAUUUGAGAAAAUACGGAACUUGUCCUCACGGAGGCUACGGACUUGGAACCGAGAGAAUCUUGGCAUGGUUGUGCGACCGGUUCACCGUCAGAGACUGCAGUUUGUACCCCAGAUUCAGUGGCCGUUGCAAGCCAUGA